AGCAGUCCGAAAUUCCGCCUGUCGCGAUCAGUACGAGAUGAACUGUGGCUGCGCGGAGACUUACAUCGGGCCGCCCCUAACCGCCACCUGCGGCGGCGGCUCCUUCCUCGUCUUCAUGGGCCUGCUGGACACUUUCAUACGGAAAAAGUGCGAAAUAUCCGAGAUAUGCCAGAGGGUGACGCCGCGCCAGGCGCCGGACUUGGAGUACGACUUUGUGGUGAUCGGGGGUGGGAGCGGUGGUGCCACUGCGGCGGGGAAGUUGGCGCAGGUGCGGGGGUGGAGAGUGCUGUUGAUCGAGGCGGGGGGUGAUGAGCCACCAGGGUCGCAGGUACCAUCCAUGGUGGUUAACUAUUUCGGCGACCCCUACAUGGAUUGGAACUACCAAACGGAACCAGAGCCAACAGGUUGCCAGGGUUAUCCAGAAAAGCGAUGUACCUGGCCUAGAGGCAAGGUUUUGGGUGGAUGCAGCGUAAUUAAUGGUAUGAUGUAUACCAGGGGUACUCCUAAGGAUUACGAGAACUGGGUGGCAGCUGGAAAUCCUGGAUGGAGUUACGAAGAAGUCUUACCAGUAUUUAAAAGAUUCGAGGACAACAAAGACAUCGGAACACUAGUCGACGCCAAAUACCACGGUGUGAAUGGUCCCUUAACUACGUCACGGUUCAGGCAUCAACCUGACAUGGCCUUCGAUAUUCUGGAAGCCGCCAAACAAAUUGGACAGCCUGUAUCAAAUGACCUCAACGGUGCUCAGUAUACAGGGUUUUGCAUUGCACAAUCUAAUACCAGAGAUGGCGUGCGAUUGAGCUCGGCCAGAGCCUACGUCAGACCUCAACGCAACAACCCCAACUUCCACGUGAUGCUCAACUCCACCGCCACCAAAAUAACUCUAACUCAAUCGGGAGUUCAAAAAUCAGUGACAGGUGUCGAGUUUGAGUACGCUGGCGUCAAGCGCUUCGUCAGAGUGCGCAGGGAGGUAAUCAUGGCAGCUGGAGCACUGAACACUCCUCAAUUAUUGCUGCUUUCUGGAAUAGGACCGCAGGAUGAAUUGCAGAAGGUGGGGAUAAAGCAAGAGCACAAUCUACCGGGAGUGGGCAGGAAUUUACAGAACCACGUGGCUUUCUACAUGGGGUAUAAGCUAACAAAAGUCCCGGCUGUGAAUGAUUUGGAUUGGUCUACUGCUUUGGAGUAUAUAUUGAAUAGAAAAGGACCUAUGAGUUCAACUGGAUUAUCUCAGGUUACAGCAAGAAUAAACAGUCCGUAUGCUAACCCUAGCGGAACAGAUCCGGACUUGCAAAUAUUCUUCGCUGGGUACACAGCCCAUUGCGCUUCUUCUGGAUCGGUUGGCGAUCCGGAAGAUCCAGAGGAUCCAGACGCCAAAAAGGAGUUUACAUUUUCACCAGUUGUUCUACAUCCAAAGAGUAAAGGAUAUGUUGGACUUCACUCAAAUAACCCAUUUGAUCCCCCCAAAAUGGUUGCCAACUACUUGACAGAACCCGAAGAUGUCAGAGUGCUGAUUGCUGGCAUAAGGGUAAUUCAGCAAAUAGCAAACAGUACCAUUAUGGUGCAGAAGUACGGGAUGCAAAUAGACGAGACAGAAUAUGGAGACUGCGCAGUCAAAAAUAGAUACGACUCUGAUGAAUUUUGGGACUGCGCUGUGAAAUACUACACAGGGCCAGAGAACCACCAAGCUUGUUCUUGUCGUAUGGGUCCUAAAUCUGAUCCAAUGGCUGUGGUCGAUAACAAAUUAUUAGUCCAUGGUAUGACGAAUUUGCGGAUUACGGAUGCAUCAGCUAUGCCAUUGUUGGUAUCUGGAAACACCCACGCUACCAUCGUAAUGAUGGCAGAAAGAGGAGUUGAUUUUAUUAAAGAGAAAUGGUUGAAUGGAGGUGGGAUCGCUAAUAGGUUUGGUGGAGAGAGUCAAGCGAGUAAUCAAAGGGUACCUGCAGUUACAUCACCUCCAGUAAGGCAAAAUAACUUUUAUAACCACAACAAGCAGAUGGGUUUGCCAAGCAAUUUCAACCACAACGAGAUGUUCCACAAGCAACAUCCCAACCUGCCCAAUCCAUACUUAGGUUACAACGGUAAAUACGUCCCGAUGUACAACUACUAUCAGGGCUACAACUCUCAAGGUUAUGAAAAUACCGUAUCGAAUUAUAAUACGCAGAAUAACCAGAAUAAUCGAAAGCAGUAGAGUAUAAUUUAGGUUAAAUUUAGUAUUUUAAUAAUAUUUAUAAAAAGUGUAAUUGUUUUUAAGUUUU
Molecule: messenger RNA, 2255 nt
Organism: Sitophilus oryzae (rice weevil)
Lineage: Eukaryota; Metazoa; Arthropoda; Insecta; Coleoptera; Curculionidae
Product: glucose dehydrogenase [FAD, quinone]-like
Exons: 8
Coding region: 38-2188 (716 amino acids)
Molecular function (GO): oxidoreductase activity, acting on CH-OH group of donors; flavin adenine dinucleotide binding
Source: RefSeq, a predicted model, not a curated record